GGAACGCAUGGACCCGGGGACUACACCGCUCGGAUCAGGCUCAAGGUGACAGGCACCACUACUACAACUCAAAUGCUGCCCGCCGUGUUCGCUACCACAGAGGACAACAAACCAGUCCCCAUAGUGGUAGACAGAGAUGCCCUAUCUCUGUACACUACCCCAAAAGAAACGUUCAACUAUGUGGAGACGGAGGCAGGCAAAUUGGAGAGCGGUAUCGCAGGCAUAAGGACAUCCCUGGAGCCCUAUUCGGCAUGGUGUCAAGACGUCUAUGGAAACAUAAGACCCAAAGUUCAGCGGGUCACCCGCUUUGGAAACGAGGUCUGUGCUUAUUUAAGACAGCCACCGGAUGGUUUCUACCCCCGCGCUGGAAUCAUUGGUUUCGCCGGUGUGGUGGGAUUUUUUCUUGCCAGAGGAUCUAGAAUAAAAAGGAUAAUCUACCCUGCCGGCCUGAUUGCCAUUGGUUCGACCCUCUACUACCCGGAACAAGCGGUGGCGAUCGGGAAGUCCACAGGGGACUCCGUGUACGACUGUGCUCUCCAGGGUUAUGUUGCCCUUGAUAAGUUGGUGAGGCCCGGGAAAAAACAAAACAGCCCUUCGGACCCCAAACCAUGAUCACAGACUUGCGACGAAUUCCGAGUCGACAUACUGCAAGAUAACUAUUUGAGUUAUCGAUCGAUGUACUAACUAUACUGAAUCGUCUGUCUUGCUUUUGCAUUAAAUGUCUGAGGUGGUGCCUCUGUCAGGGCUUUAAACUUGAUUAAAUUAUUUCAGAUAUAAUAUUUAUCUACUCUUAAUAAAAUCUUAAUUUCACAGUUUA
Molecule: messenger RNA, 817 nt
Organism: Gadus morhua (Atlantic cod)
Lineage: Eukaryota; Metazoa; Chordata; Actinopteri; Gadiformes; Gadidae
Gene: apooa
Product: apolipoprotein O, a
Exons: 1
Coding region: 73-612 (179 amino acids)
Biological process (GO): cristae formation
Cellular component (GO): MICOS complex
Source: RefSeq, a predicted model, not a curated record